This is a messenger RNA of Astrephomene gubernaculifera, 1884 nucleotides long. NCBI's taxonomy places the organism in Eukaryota, Viridiplantae, Chlorophyta, Chlorophyceae, Chlamydomonadales, Astrephomenaceae. The record is from the annotation of a GenBank genome assembly.
CAAAAUCCUUACAUGUAACUCCUAUUUGCCAAUCACACCAUGCAAGUGACACAACAAAACUGCAAAGCGGGUUGCCGCCGAGGGGUUACAUUCAGCCGGCAUCACGCGUAUAGAAGUCACUGCAUUCAUAACCCAACACGAGCCCCAAACCAUGCCUCGAUAUCACCUCUCAAAGCUGCGGCCAUCGCCACUGACGUCUCGGCAGACAGCUGGUACACGGGGCCGGUGGCCAUUCCCCGCCAGGUCGACGGCAUCGAGAUAGCCAUGCUACAAGGCAAGGGUCGCGGCAUGGUAGCCACUCGAGACUUCGCCCCGGGCGAUGUCGUCAUGUCCACACCGCCGCUUGUCCUUGUCACCUCACCCCACCGGCAGCGUCCCUCCGGCGAGCUGGUCGUGGAUGAAAUCCUGGAGCGCAAGCUGUACGGCAGCAAGUGGUUCUCCGUACUGUACGAUGGCAGCAGCCGCUCAUGCAAGCCCCACUUCGGCUUCGGCGCAGCCGCUGAGGCAGACGCCAGUGGAGAAACGGCAGCGGCGGCGGCUGCAGAUGCGCCUCGGCCUGCAGGGCCGCCGGAGCCCAUGCUAGCCUCCACAUCCGCACCAGCAGCCAGUGCUGCUGCUAGUAAGCCCACAGCUGCUGCGGCUGCGGCGCCUAAGAAGAAGGGCUUCCUGGCCAGUAGGGCGGCAGCUCGUCGCACGGGCGCAGCGGCAGGAGGAGCGGCAGGUGGAACAGCUACAGGUAGCGGCAGCAGCGCAGCGGAAGCGCUGCCGCUGCCUGACAAGCGCGAGCAAACCCGGCUGGCGAAGAUCGUCAAGUUCAACUGCUUCGGAGACGACGCUGAGGACCUGGCGGCCAGUGCCUGCCGCGGCGAGGAGCCCCGCGGCCACAUCGGGCUGUGGCCGGAGUUCGCGCUGCUCAACCACUCCUGCGCGCCCAACACCGUCAACUUCGUGGUGGGGGGCGCCAUGGUGGUGCGAGCCGUCAGGAACAUCCGCGCAGGGGAGGAGGUGAGCAUCAGCUACCUGGGUCGGCCGCAGCUGCUGCCCUUCCAGCGCCGCAUGCAGGCGCUGAAGGAGGACUACGGCUUUGACUGCGACUGCGUGCGCUGCACGGCCGAGCAGGCGCACUACGACAAACUGGACGACGUCUACCUGGAGCUGUUUGAGGCGGUGGAGGGGAAGCUGGGACCCGCGUUUCUGGAGGCACGUCGCGAGGGCAACAUGGAGGCGGUGGCGGAGGUGCAGCAGGAGCUGCAGGGGUGGCUGCGUCGCUUGUACGGCAUCUUCCGUAAAACGCUGCUGGCGCCUGAUGUACGACAGUACGUGAUUGCAAGCAUGUACGACGCGUACGAUCUUGCGUUCUCGUGCGCUGCGGCGCUUGGGCAGGGCGAGGAUGCGAGCAGCUUGCAGGCAUGCCUGAAGGCUAUGGAAGCAGUGUCCGCUGGAUCCGACCUGCAUGUAAUACUUGCGGUAAGGUACUUCGACUGGUGCGUGAGGGAGCACGGCGAGGGCAGUGCGCUUACGGAGCUGGCCCGUGGGUCGCUGCGACGGGCGCACGUGGCGCGGUACGGGCCGGUGAGCGGGGAGGUGAUGGCUAAGCUGGUGGAUAACAACCGCGCGCUUCACAUCUCGACGAAUAAUGGAACGGAGGCUUAGGGAGGGCGCUGGCGUGGGAACCUGGAGCUAGGGAGUUGGGGCAUGCGUUGGGGGAUGAGGAGUGCAGAGCGCAUGUAUCAGUAUUGUGGGGGCUGGGGGCUGCAUGUAUCCGUUGUUUGGCGGUGAAGUGGAAGAGGAGCCCUUCAAGAGGUGCAGCGGUACGAAUGCGGUGCCGUAGGUCGGAGGCCGGAACCUUUGGGCAGAGCGUUCUUGACGACAUGCAGCAAGGAG